AUGUCGGCUUACGGCAAUGAUAGCCAUAGGGCAAGUCAAGUCGCCAGGGGACUCUUCCGAUACGAACCAAGCUGCAUAACGACCAGAGCAACAGAGCUUGUUACUGUGACUGCAGGAGUCACGGAACGAGACAGCGCGCGUCGCUUGAGCGCACUCACGGCAAAUCCGAACGGCAUCGACUAUCAGAUCUGA
Molecule: messenger RNA, 192 nt
Organism: Metarhizium album ARSEF 1941
Lineage: Eukaryota; Fungi; Ascomycota; Sordariomycetes; Hypocreales; Clavicipitaceae
Exons: 2
Coding region: 1-192 (63 amino acids)
Source: RefSeq, a predicted model, not a curated record